GAAGAACAGAAGAAGUGGUCGUCGCAAGCAAGUCGACAGACUUGCCUGCUCUCGGUACCACUUGCGAACCAUCUCGCGAACAGAAGUACUCGCUCCGUGGUACGACCCGAAACCGGUCUUGGCGUACGUGAUCAGCUGGAAUAACGGCGACAAACGAGUCCUGCUACUGACUUUCGGACGUUCCGCAGGAAAUGAGACGGUUCGUUUAGCGUUUGAUAGUAGAUUUGUGGUCGCUUUUGUGGUGUAAUUGGCGUGCUGUGAGAUGUACUUAAUUGUUGUUUUUUCUGCUCUUCAGGCCGCGGCGCUCGCCGAUGUUACUGUCGUUCAAAACCUGAUGGGAGAACCUGACUACAGGCAAGUCCGACUGCACUGGGAAGUGAACUCUUCUGCGGUGCCGAAAAAUGGAUUCAGCGUCCGUUACUGCGAGCUACAGACUUGGGGCGCGCAGCGAUGCCGCAUUCACAAUACUACCGACUCCUCGGACCGUAACAACAUCGACGCAGAAGAUAAUUUAGCGGCGUUCAAGGCGGAAAUCAAGGGCCUGAGGAUGGCCACUACGUACACCUUUGAGGUCAGGGACGUCAAGGACGAGAAGGGCGAGAGAGAGGAAAGGGCCGAAGGAGAUGAUAAGAACCAGAACAUUAUUGUGAUACCUACCAAAGGAUUUUCAGCCAAAGCGACGCAAUGUCUUCCGCACGCGAGCGAGAUAGAAGUAUCGACGGGCCCGUUCUUCGGAGGAAGAAUCGCUGUGGAAGCCACUGACGGCGAAAGAUGUGCCAUCGAUGGCGAACCAGAUAGCCCCAGAGACACGUACACACUGCGCAUUAAUCACACCGAAUGCGGCAGCCAAGUCAACGAAACUACCGUUGCAACGUUCGUUUUAGUGCAGGAGAACCUGCCAAUUUUGACGCACAGUACCAGAAGGUGGGUAACUUUGAUUGAGCUUUGUCAUGUAAAAGAAGAAGUAGGAGAAACCAUAGCUCCCAUCUCCCAUAGAAGCAACAUAGUACCGAUCUUCGUAAUCACAAUGCUGGUCAUUGCAGGAGUUAUAAGCAUCGUAGCGCUGGUCCUGAAAUUGGCAGGAAAGAAACUGAUCGAAGAAUUCGACAAUAUUUCCAUAGCUUCCGAUAUUUCGACGAGCAGUUGCAGUACCGUAACGGAAAUAGAAGCCUCAGAAACGAAUAAGGAGAAAAGUAAAGGCGAGUCGCCAACUGUAUGA
Leptinotarsa decemlineata (Colorado potato beetle) is the source of this 1219-nucleotide messenger RNA. RefSeq lists its product as uncharacterized. NCBI's taxonomy places the organism in Eukaryota, Metazoa, Arthropoda, Insecta, Coleoptera, Chrysomelidae. The record is from RefSeq and is a predicted model, not a curated record.